Messenger RNA from Symbiodinium sp. CCMP2592, 3156 nucleotides. Lineage: Eukaryota; Dinophyceae; Suessiales; Symbiodiniaceae. The record is from the annotation of a GenBank genome assembly.
AUGAGGUCGAGGAAGUCGCGGAGUCCGCCGCGCUCAAAGCUCGGAAAGUCGAGUAGCCUUCCCAACAUCAAGAAGGCUUAUGUCGCACCUUUGCAGCUGUGCUCGGUGGACCUUCAUGCCAAAACUUUCUCGAUCAAAGACAUCAAGAAAGGUGCGGUCGCGAGCCGCGGGAGCCAACGGCUACCUUUCAUGGCCUUUGAGAGAGGUGUAGAAUGGGAGCGGCCCGGAGCCAAAGCAACCGCUCCUCCAGCAAAGUUGCCGUCUCUUAGCCGAAUCAUGCAUUCCAUCCAGAGCAUGAACUUCUCGGAUCAGAGUUUGUCGGUGAUGACCAGCGGAAGUCUCCGCUCAAAUCCCGCCUUUGGCGGCUCUGGGCACUGCCGGGGGGGCCCCAAACUCCCACUGAAACACAGCAAGAAGAGGCUCCAAAGCCUGCUGCAGAAGGCACCCAGGAAAACCUCUCCGACUCGGCCCUCCUCGAAGUCUAAGAAUCGGAAGAGGGCCGCCUGGGGAGGCGGUUUGGAGACCCACGAGUUCCGGGUGGACACCGUUGAUCUCGAAGAGCCCUUGGCCGUGGUUGAGGCUCAGGCCGCUCAGGCUCCUGAGCCCAAAAAGGAGGAGAAGCUCGAGAAGAGGGAGGAAGAGUCGGACAGCUCCAGCGAUUCCUCAUCCUUGACAUCGGACUCCUCGAGCGACUCGUCGAGCGACCUGGCAGACUCAAGUGACGAUGAGGAAGCUCUGCGGAUGUCUAUGAAUAAGCGGAGUUCGGGACUCACCCGUCGAAUGUCAGCGUUUGCAAUGAUGCUGCCACUACUCGACUCCAACAACCAGCCCGUUCGCCGAUUCUCCGUUGCGGAGGCCUUCCUGAAGAAGGUUGAAGACACUGGGGACGACGGUGACAAUGAUGCUGAACUGGACUUCCCGUGGAGCGACGAAGAAUGCCGCAGCGUCUUCAUCAAGUUCGACACAGACACCGACGGUGAGGUGGCGACUGAAGAGCUGCAAAUGAUGCUCAGGUACAUGGGCUGCAUCCUUCGGCCAGGCGAGAUCGAAAGACUCGUCAAGGAUAUGUUCAGCUACGCCACCGUCAGUUGGGAGGAGUGGAUGACUUUUUUGGAGAGAUAUCGCGAGGUGGAUGAACAGUACCUCCGGGAAGAGUUCGCAGCCGCAGAUGCAGACGGGAACGGCGUCCUAGACGUUCAGGAGCUGCGCGCGCUUCUGAACAAGAUGGGCUAUGUGACAGAAGCACACACUGUGCAAGAGGCCAUGGACACAAUCGGCUGCGGGGUCUCCGGCUGUGUGAACCUGCGAAAAUUCGAGAAGCUGCGAGAACAUCUGCGAUGCACCGAAGGCUUGGCCAAAGACGACGUCCAGGAACUUCGAACUCUGUACGACCGCAUGGCAAGAACUGCAAAGGCGGAGAGCAGGUCACGAAAGGUGGACAUUGGAGCUGGAAGUCAGAGUGACAUUGCCAAGAAGCUGAUUGCUGAAACGCAGGAGAUGCCUGUAGAAGAUGUUUCCCGAAUGGUCAAGUACUUGGGGUACAGUAUCAGCGCAGACAAGCUCGAAGCCAUCGCAAAGGAGGUGGAUAACGACGAGAGUGGAUACAUCAGCUUCCAGGAGCUGCUCAAGCUCAUCCGCAGGGUCCGCGAUGCCGAGCGAGAGGCCAUCGCCUCCGUCUUCGAUCUCUUGACCGAGGAUGGCUCCCCCUUGCUGAUGCAAGAUCUUCCUCGUGCACUCGUGGAGUUAAAGUAUUUCGCAACAGACGAUCUCAUCUUCUCCAUCCUGGACGACCUGUAUCCGCUCGAGAAUCAAACACACAUGAGCCGGGAUCAGAUAGCUUCUUUCCUCCGUGAGUUCCGUGACAGAGAAGGUUUGACGCACCUUGAGGCAGCUGACAUUCGCGCGGCAUUUGAUCAUCAGUGCAAGGUGACAUCACAGCGAAAGUUCGUUCAACAGUUGGAGGAUCCCGCCGUGACCAGCCCAAAGACACCUGCGCCUGCGAAGCCAGAAUCUGCGACAAAGCUCAGACCGGCGGCGGCGAAAGCUUCUGCACUGAGUCCAGUCCCUUCUCCAAAGGCAAGCGGCUCUCCGCGACCGGGCAGUCCUUUCAACUUCGAAAGUGCGCCCAUCGUCCGAGCAUUGGACUCACUGCAAGCGAGCCGCGUUAUGCGAUGGUUCAACUUUGCCAAGCCCAUGCAGGAGGUGCAACAGCUUCUUGAACAGUUCGAUCUUGAUGGCAUUGGCAAGCUGGAAUUCGAGGGGUUCUUGAAGUUAAUGCGCGGCUUCUUCUUGGAAGAGCGAGAGAAGCAAUGGAAUGUCUUCGCGAUGCUAGACAGCAGAGGCAAUGGACAUGUGCCUGUGUCAAAGCUUCCGUUCGCCCUCUCGAAGCUCUAUGACGACACCAGCGUUGGCAUGACCAAGAGGGGAGAACAAGCCGCGCGAAUGGCUGAUUUCUCGCUCUUAGACACGAAGAAUGCCGUGUCGCGGUCGGCGUUCGAGCUGUUCUGCAGGAAUUUCAGAAAGCUGCUGAUCCAGGACGUUCGGCACAACGCCUGCUACACUCCAAGCGAGGUGGUGGCUCUUCGCGACUGCUUCGACCGAUUCGACAAGGACAAGAGCGGUACUGUCGAAAACACGGAGCUCGCCAAGAUCAUUGCGGAAUACUUUCCUGAGGCCACGAAGUCGAAGGAAGGCCGAGCAGAGGUGCAGAUCAUCCUCAAGGACGUGGAUCAAGAUGGACUUGGCCGACUUUCAUUCAGCACUCUGCUGGUUCUCAUGCGAAGAUGUGACGACAUUCGCGAUGAAAGAGAUAUGCAUGCGGAAAUGCAAGUGGUAGAUGAGCUGGGCUUGGAUUUCGAAGAGGUGGAGGGUUUCCGGCAGAUCUUCGACUUGCAUUCCAAUUGGGUUCGGGAGCUGACCUUCGACUCCCUUCUUACCAUCAUCAGCCGCAUCGCCGACAUGAGUGAGGACGAUGUUAGUCUCCUGAGCGCCAUGGUCCGGGAGGUGCACCCCGAGCACCGGCUGCUGCUGAGAUUUCCCCACUUUCUGCAAGUGAUGCGCCGCCUCACGGAUGAGAACACUGGCAACAUCAACCACGCUUGCUCGCGGGUUCUCCGGAAACAGCAGCAGCGUGCGUCCAUGCUGGCUGGGCCAUGA